GAAGGAUGAAGCAAGGAAACGAAGGACAUGGUGACGAAAGAUGAAGAAAAGUGACUGAGACGGCACAGAACCAAUGACGGAAUCUUGAGUUGUCGCACUUGCUGGUUUCUGUUUGUCAGGGUCGGUAUAAUCGUCAAAUCAAGUUGUUCGUGCUCUAUCAAACGCUGUCUAAAAAUACCAACAGGUGCUGCCGCGAAGUCGAUGGGUACCAAGCGUGGUGUCAGAGUUGCCGCAAAAGCUAUUCAAAUAGAGACGACGACCUACGUUUUGUGCUGGACCCACGCUGCAAAAGGGCUCUAGAGGGUGUCAGUGCCUUCUCCAUGGCGUGUUCUUCCGUUUCGAGCUUUGCUCAAGUGCAUAACAAAACUGAUUGCUAUACACCGGACGCUUUCGGACAUUUGCUUUCGACGUCAGCAGACGUUGUUGAGCGGAUCUUAAAGUGCUUAAACUACACAGAGCUGAACAAAUGCGCAAAAGUCUGUGCUCUUUGGCAUUCUACGGCCAACCGCCUGAAAAGCAAGCGAUGCGGUUUUGCCCAUUGCUUCAAGGUUGUCGAACGGAUGAAGCAGGUGCGUGUCUGGCGCCAUUUUAGUGAUGACUCCUGCUUUUUAACCAUCUCGGAAGAUGUUCAGGCAUUCCUGAAGGAUCUUAAAUGUACCUGGUGUGAACCAGCUUUCGGUAUCUUCUUUGCAACACGUCACAUCUCGGAAUACCCAGGACUCUACUUCCCAGAGCCUGAGAGCUUCAAGAAGCGCAAGAGUGCAAAAGCUACAACUGCAAAGUCAGGAUAUGGAGAUUUGUGUACCAGGUGCGUGGUGGAUGUUCUCCCGAAGUCUUGCAUCAUACUGCAUGCCAAUGUAGAGGGCAUUGUUGGCACACCUCUUACUCCUCAAGGUUGGGCAGUACCGCAGGAACAAGAAAAGAAACAGGGACUCUCCGGUAUUUUUUUCCCUAGUGAGAUGCCUGGGGUUUCUUUCCACCCUUUCUACAUGCCAGAUGACGACACACUGCUCUGGCCACCUUUUGACACUCAGUGUAGCUCCGGCUGUGAUCCUCAUCCUGACAACACUGAAAAAAUCAAGAAUGUGGAGGACAUUGAGGACCUAAAAUGUGUCCUUGUUUUUACUGGUUGUGAAGCGCAACAGUUGGAUUUCGAGGCGAGAGCUUUAAAUGUAGCCUUAGAAAAGUACAAUGGCCAGUUUGCUUUGGGAGGUGCAAUUGUUGGUGACGUGGACGCACCAGUGCUUUAUUCAAGUGGUGAGGCCUUUUGUGUGGGGCUGUGUGUGGCAGGGAAAAGUGUUCGAGCUGCAUCGAUAGUUCUAUCUGAAAGUGUGCGCGGGCCUGAAGCAGUGGAAGCUGAGUUGAAACGGCUGAAGGAUGGCAGUGGAUGUGCUACAUGGGGGGGAAAGAUGGUAGGAUUUAUGUUUGCAUGCGUGGGACGCGGUGUAUCAUUCCACAGGAAACGAAACCUGGAAGCGAAGACAUUUGCUAAAGUAUUUCCAAAUGUACCUCUUAUGGGUUUGUUUGGGAAUGGUGAACUGGGCAUGGAUUAUCUGCCUGCAGUCAUAUCAAAGGGAGAAACCAAGCAGGUGUCACCUCCAACAACGAAUUCCUGCAUGUACGGGUAUACGACUGUGAUUGUGUUGCUUUCGUUUGGAGUAAAGUAGACGGACAAUGUUGACAGAACAGCAGUGCAUUUGCUUUUGUUUCAGUGGGAAUGUUCUCAACCCCUUGUAGUUUGUGUCUUUCUGCUCAUGACAAAUCUUAGACCUUGCAGAAACCACAACCAAGCCUACUUUGUGUCUAUGCUCGGGCUUUCAUUAAUAUUGAGUUCCUAAACCAGCAUAUGCGCCAUUUUGUCUGCCUAACUUGGACAAAUCUUGAAAUGUAACAAGGUUUUCAGUUUUAUGGAAUUGUCUCCCAUUGAGAGCAAUGUAUUUUUCUGUCUUGACAUAGCAAAGUCAAUUCAUUGUCUGUAUUCAGUGUAAUGGAGUCAAAAUGUAAUGGAGUAAAAACUCUGGCACAGUAAUGUCAGACCCUGGUAA
Messenger RNA from Ornithodoros turicata, 2045 nucleotides. RefSeq names its product F-box only protein 22-like. The record is from RefSeq and is a predicted model, not a curated record. The transcript is spliced from 3 exons. The coding region runs from base 321 to 1667 and encodes 448 amino acids. NCBI's taxonomy places the organism in Eukaryota, Metazoa, Arthropoda, Arachnida, Ixodida, Argasidae. Gene Ontology annotation, biological process: positive regulation of proteasomal ubiquitin-dependent protein catabolic process; protein polyubiquitination. Gene Ontology annotation, molecular function: protein binding.